AUGUUAGUUCGGGUGAGUCGCGCGCGGGCAGAUAUGCACCUGCGCACGUUCAUUUGUCUGCUUUUUCUGGCAACUCGAAGAUUUUCUUCUGGCCAAAUCAUAGGAUGCCCUAGAGGCCAGUGGCAGUGUGAUGAUGGACAUUGCAUCACUGAUGCAUGGAGAUGUGAUGGGCAGGGAGACUGUCUGGAUGGAUCUGAUGAAAUGGACUGUGAAGCCUCCGGAGGCUUUGGUUGCCCUCCAGGUCAAUUUGCUUGUGAGGACUCUGUUGGCUGUGUGGAUGUGUCUGCACGCUGCGAUGGAAGGAGCCAGUGUCCCACUGGGUCUGAUGAGGAGAACUGUCUGGCCACAGAGGGCUGCCUGGAUUCAGAAUGGAUGUGUCGAAACCACGUUUGUAUCCCCACAGAGCUGCGCUGCAACAGAAAAAACGACUGUUUGGACAACUCUGAUGAACAGGACUGUGGUACGUGCAGUGCAGAGGGUGUACGUUGUCCUGAUGGGACGUGUCUAUCACCUGAAGAGCGAUGUGAUGGACAGAUUCAUUGUUCUGAUGGUAGUGAUGAACCCAUAACGUGUGGCCGGAUCUGCUCCAUGAACAAUGGCGGUUGCAGCCAUGUGUGCACUGAUGAAGUAUGGGGCGCUCGGUGUUCCUGUCCAGUUGGACUUAAACUCUCUCCUAAUGGUGCUGUGUGUGAAGAUUUGGAUGAGUGUGCUUCACCUUUUCCACCAUGUGUGCAUCACUGUGCAAACACUGUUGGGUCUUUCUAUUGCCACUGCAGAGUGGGUUUUAAACUGGUGGGAAGCUCCAAGUGUCGCGCCUCAGGAAAUGCUACCCGUUUGCUGACGGUGCAGAAAAAUGCAGUCGGACUGCUGAAUGUAAAAUCUCAGCAUUUUAAAAUCAUCAAGGCCUCGGUGUUUGACCCAGUGGCCUUAGCUUAUGACAUCACUAGAGGAUACUACUACUGGGCAGACAGGGGUGGGAAUAUUUUUAAAAGUAACGGGCAGCAAAGCUGGACAACCUUUUCAGGAGAGCCUGGAAUCAAAGGUCUAGCCUGUGAUUGGCUAAAUGGAUACCUGUUCUGGACCAAUCAGAAGACUCGGUCAAUCUACAUGCAGUCAGCUGAUGGAGCGAGUUACACAACACUGCUGAAUAAAAACAUCAGCCCUUCAGAUCUGGUGGUGUUACCUGUUGAGAGCUCCAUGUUCUGGAUCAACGUUGGUCCAGGGGACAGAGUGACAUUAGAGAAGUCAUGGAUGGACGGAUCGGACAGAGGAACGCUGGCUGUCCUCACUGCACAGGUUGCCCACAGCCUGACGGCUGACGUCGCUGCCAGGAGGCUUUACUGGAUCAGUGGCUUCAAGAGGUCCAUAGAGACGGUGAAGGUGGAUGGGACCGGCCGUUUCUCCUUCACAGGGAUGUUCAACAGGAGGCCCGCACGGAGCCUAGCUGUGUUUGAAAGUGUGUUCUACUGGGUGGACGACAAAGGACUUUGGCAAGUUCCACAAAGCCAGCUAAGUCAGAGGAAGUUCAUCUGGAGAACCGAGCUGCCUCAGUUGGUUGUCUACCAUGAGCUCCAGCAACCUAAAGGGUCGUCUGUCUGUGCCGAGAUGUCGUGCGACCUCUGCCAGUUGACCAAAAGCAACUCAGUAGGCUUCACCUGUGCCUGUCCGUACUUCAAAGUGCUGUUGCCUGACGGGAUGUGUGAAUUUCCACGAUUUUUAUACACUACAAUCACAACCAUCAACUUGCUGGAGUUUAGAGGCAGCGAGUCGCGUGAAACGCAGCUGUUUACCACCGACGAAGGAAUCCUGUCUUUUGAUGUGGACUGGUACAGAGACUGGCUCUACUGGGCCAAUCAAACGGGCCACAUCCAACGCUCCAGUCUGACGCAGGACAAGGUGGAGCUCAUCCCAGCGCCACUUCCAGUUUGUCUGAUAAAUGUGGACCAGAGGAAUGGAAACCUCUUUUGGGUGUCGUGUGACCAGAACUCCAUUGGCACCAUCACAGCUGGCAGUAACUACCCACAGCAGCUUUACCGCACCACAAAGGAGAUCCGCAGCCUCUAUCUGGACUGGCUUCGUGGUGGGAUGUUCUGGCUGGAAGAUAAGCGGAUCUUUAGCAUGGACUUGGCAGAAGGAAAAGCUAAGGAGCUGCUGGAAAUGACAGGAGGUGUUGGUAACCUAGCUUUUGACCUCAGGGCCAGCAGUCUUCUCUGGAACUCCAAAAGAGCAGGCCUGACAACUCUGAGUUUGCUGAAGGAGAGAAGCCAUCAAGCAGGAAGAAGGUGGAACAUUUCAGGCUCUGUCGUAGCUGCUUUUGAGCCCUUCCUUUUGUCAUAUUCUAAUGAGGUCAUCACGCUCUGGGAUCUGCGUGAUGGGACCAAAAUUGCAUCUGUGACUGUGAGGGGUUACGUGUUGAAUGUGAUCGUUGCGCUUGGAGACAUUCAGAUAGAGCCUGAAACUCCAGAGUGCAACGCUCCAUCUUUAUUGUGCCGGCGUUCCUCAAUCUGCAUCCUACAAACCCAGUUCUGUGAUGGGAAGAGGGACUGCCCAGAUGGAGAUGAUGAGGACUUUUGUGUUGUCACAUGUUCAUCUAAAGAUGAGUUUAAGUGCAAAGACAGCAGAAGCUGCAUCCCCAUAAGACUGGUUUGUGACGGCCGUUCUCACUGCCACGAUGGCUCCGAUGAGGCCAGCUGUCCAACGGAAGCGGCUCCGUUAACUCGCUCAAACCACCUGAAAUGUCGCAGCGGCUCUAAGCUAUGUGCAGAUGGCACGGAGUGUGUGCUGUACAGCCAUGUGUGUGACGGAGAGAUGGACUGUCAGGAUGGAUCUGAUGAAGUGGGAUGUGAUGAACCUAAGGAGAACGUGGAUAAGUCGGGUGGCACAUCACCUACUACUCCACCUCCUGCUGCAACUCUACCAGCCUGCCUCAGCCCGUCUGUCCUCUGCCCUUCUGCACACAUUUGCAUUUCUCCAGACAAGUUCUGCAAUGGGAUUAAAGACUGUCCUGAUGGAUUUGAUGAAAAGAACUGCAUCAAAAGUUGUCCCUUAAAAAAUGAUUUUCUCUGCAAAGACCGUCUAAGUUGUCUUUCCAAGAGUUUAGUCUGUGACGGUCGCUCUCACUGCAGCGAUGGUUCAGAUGAAGUGAACUGUCCAAACUUGGUCCCAAACGCUCCUCGGAGGAACACAAAGUGUCCCUUUGGCUCUAAACUGUGUCGAGACGGCAUCGGCUGUGUCCUCCUGGGUCACCUUUGUGAUGGACAGAGAGACUGUCCUGAUGGAUCUGAUGAAGAAUGUGGACAGAAUCUAUCAAAAGCUGAAGAGAUCCUGACAACCAUUCCUCCCACCACUCCACCGUGCACCAGCCCUUCAGUCCUGUGUCCAGGUUCUUCUGUUUGCAUCAAGCAGACACAGAUGUGCGACAGAAAGAGGGACUGUCCUGAUGGCUUUGAUGAGAAAUGUAUCAAAAGAUGUCCCUCUGCAACUGAUUUUCGCUGUAAAGACCGCCGGAGCUGCGUUCCAAGGAGUCAGGUGUGUGACGGCCGCUCUCACUGCCACGACGGAUCAGACGAGUUCAACUGCCAGAGCCCCGCUGCUCCUGAAACUCCAACCAAAAUCCUGAAGUGUCGAUUUGGUUCCAAAUCGUGUCGAGACGGGACAGGAUGUGUCCUCCUGAGUCACGUUUGUGACGGAGAGAGAGACUGUCCUGAUGGAUCUGAUGAAGAAGGAUGUGAUGAUGCAGCCGUUGAGCCAGCUAUUUCUGGAGAAAAUCAGAGCUCGACUAAAGCUCCUGCACUGACUGAAAAGUUACCCGAGCCUCCCACCACUCCACCGUGCACCAGCCCUUCAGUCCUAUGUCCAAGUUCUUCUGUUUGCAUCAAGCAGACACAGAUGUGCGACGGAAAGAGGGACUGUCCUGAUGGCUUUGACGAGAAAUGUAUCAAAAGAUGUCCCUCUGCAACUGAAUUUCGUUGUAAAGACCGCCGGAGCUGCGUCCAAAGGAGUCAGGUGUGUGACGGCCGCUCUCACUGCCACGACGGAUCAGACGAGUUCAACUGUCAGAGCCCUGCUGCUCCUGAAACUCCAACCAAAAUCCUGAAGUGUAGAUUUGGCUCCAAAUCGUGUCGAGACGGGGCAGGAUGUGUCCUCCUGAGUCACGUGUGUGAUGGAGAGAGAGACUGUCCUGAUGGAUCUGAUGAAGAAGGAUGUGAUGAUGCAGACAAUGAGCCAGCUAUUUCUGGAGAAAAUCAGAGCUUGACUAAAGCUCCUGCACUGACUGAAAAGUUACCCGAGCCGCCCACCACUCCACCGUGCACCAGCCCUUCAGUCCUGUGUCCAGGUUCUUCUGUUUGCAUCAAGCAGACACAGAUGUGCGACGGAAAGAGGGACUGUCCUGAUGGCUUUGAUGAGAAAUGCAUCAAAAGAUGUCCCUCUGCAACCGAUUUUCGUUGUAAAGACCGCCGGAGCUGCGUCCAAAAGAGUCAUGUGUGUGACGGCCGGUCUCACUGCCACGACGGAUCAGACGAGUUAAACUGCCGGAGCCCCGCUGCUCCUGAAACUCCAACCAAAAUCCUGAAGUGUCGAUUUGGCUCCAAAUCGUGUCGAGACGGGACAGGAUGUGUCCUCCUGAGUCACGUGUGUGAUGGAGAGAGAGACUGUCCUGAUGGAUCUGAUGAAGAAGAAUGUGAUGAUGCAGUGGGGAGUUCAGAGAACACUGUGGAAACUAAGGACAUAAAUGAGUCUCCUACACUGACUGAGAGGUUACCUGAACCUCCCACCACUCUACCGUGCACCAGCCCUUCAGUCCUGUGUCCAGGUUCUUCUGUUUGCAUCAAGCAGACACAGAUGUGCGAUGGAAAGAGGGACUGUCCUGAUGGCUUUGAUGAGAAAUGUAUCAAAAGAUGUCCCUCUGCAACUGAUUUUCGCUGUAAAGACCGCCGGAGCUGCGUCCAAAAGAGUCAGGUGUGUGACGGCCGCUCUCACUGCCACGACGGAUCAGACGAGUUCAACUGUCAGAGCCCCGCUGCUCCUGAAACUCCAACCAAAAUCCUGAAGUGUCGAUUUGGCUCCAAAUCGUGUCGAGACGGGACAGGAUGUGUCCUCCUGAGUCACGUUUGUGAUGGAGAGAGAGACUGUCCUGAUGGAUCUGAUGAAGAAGAAUGUGCAGAGGGUGUUUCCACAAGUUCUGUAGACAAAGGCUACUUAAAUGAGUCUCUCGCGUCCUUGAAGCUGUUCACUGAACCUCCCACCACUCCACCGUGCACCAGCCCUUCUGUCCUGUGUCCAGGUACUUCUAUUUGCAUCAAGCAGACACAGAUGUGUGACAAAAGGAGAGACUGUCCUGAUGGCUUUGAUGAAAAGUGUGUGAAGAGAUGUCCCUCUGCGGCUCAUUUUCGCUGUAAAGACCGUCGGAGCUGCGUUCCGAGGAGUCAGGUGUGUGACGGCCGCUCUCACUGCCACGACGGAUCAGACGAGUUAAACUGCCGGAGCCCCGCUGCUCCUGAAACUCCAACCAAAAUCCUGAAGUGUAGAUUUGGCUCCAAAUCGUGUCGAGACGGGACAGGAUGUGUCCUCCUGAGUCACGUUUGUGAUGGAGAGAGAGACUGUCCUGAUGGAUCUGAUGAAGAAGAAUGUGAUGAUGCAGUGAGGAGUUCAGACAACACUGUGGAAACCAAGGACAUAAAUGAGUCUCCUACACUGACUGAGAGGUUACCUGAACCUCCCACCACUCCACCGUGCACCAGCCCUUCAGUCCUGUGCCCAGGUUCUUCUGUUUGCAUCAAGCAGACACAGAUGUGCGACAGAAAACGAGACUGUCCUGAUGGCUUUGAUGAGAAGUGUGUGAGGAGAUGUCCCUCUGCAACCGAUUUUCGCUGUAAAGACCGCCGAAGCUGUGUUCCCAGGAGGCACGUGUGUGACGGUCGCUCUCAUUGCCAUGAUGGGUCAGAUGAGGCAGACUGUCCAAACGUAGCUCUCCCUGCAGCCCGGAACAAUGUCCUGAAAUGUCGAACGGGUGCCAAACCUUGCCGUGACGGGACGGAAUGCGUCCUCUUCAGCCAUGUCUGUGAUGGAGAAAGAGACUGUCAAGAUGGCUCCGACGAAGACGACUGCGAGACGACUGAAUCGCCCGCCCUCACCAGCUCGCCCUGCAGCUUUCCUUCCGUUCAGUGUCCAAGUUCAACUGUUUGCAUCGACCCAUCACAGUUGUGUGACGGAGUCAGAAACUGCCCUGAUGGAUCAGAUGAGAUAUGCGUGAAAAGAUGUGCUGACAAAACCGACUUUCUCUGCAAGGACCGUAGAAGUUGUGUGUCCAGGACUCUGGUUUGUGACGGCCGUUCUCACUGCUCCGAUGCUUCUGAUGAGGCAAACUGUGCCAGAGUGACCCCCCCGCCUUCACGG
Molecule: messenger RNA, 6396 nt
Organism: Nothobranchius furzeri (turquoise killifish)
Lineage: Eukaryota; Metazoa; Chordata; Actinopteri; Cyprinodontiformes; Nothobranchiidae
Gene: lrp13b
Product: prolow-density lipoprotein receptor-related protein 1
Biological process (GO): receptor-mediated endocytosis
Cellular component (GO): plasma membrane; signaling receptor complex; apical plasma membrane
Molecular function (GO): protein binding; hormone binding; calcium ion binding
Source: RefSeq, a predicted model, not a curated record